UGAAAAGAUUGCCCACUUUUUGUCAUCUUCUUUACCUCUCCUUUUCAUGGAUGCCCUCACCCACCUCCUCUCUCUAUACAUAAUAUAUGUUUGUGUAUAUAUUUUCAACCUAACUUAUGAGUAUAAAUAGGGGACUGCCAGUUUCUGUUGUCCUCAUUGCAUUUACCUAUUUUCAGUUUACCAUUACUAGGCUGUCUUAUAAGUGUUGGAAGGUGCAAUUCCAUCUCUAGUGGCUAAUAUGAGCUAUACAAACUCAUCUAUGGGCUCUGGAAGUAGAACUGAUAGAAGGGCAUUUGAGUUUGGGAGGACAUAUGUUGUAAGGCCUAAAGGGAAACACCAGGCUACAAUAGUUUGGCUUCAUGGACUUGGUGAUAAUGGUUCCAGCUGGUCACAACUCUUGGAAAGUCUCCCUCUUCCAAAUAUAAAAUGGAUUUGUCCUACUGCUCCUACUCGCCCUGUGGCUUUACUUGGUGGAUUUCCUUGCACUGCAUGGUUUGAUAUGGGAGAGCUUUCAGAAGAUUGUCCAGAUGAUUUAGAGGGUUUAGACUCUUCAGCAGCACAUGUUGCAAACUUACUGUCUACAGAGCCUGCUGAUAUUAAACUUGGUAUUGGAGGCUUCAGUAUGGGAGCUGCCACUGCCCUUUAUUCUGCAACUUGCUUUGCACAGGGAAAUUAUGGAAAUGGCAGCCCUUACCCUGUUUGCCUAAGGACAAUUAUUGGUUUAAGUGGUUGGCUUCCUGGCGCUAGAAAUAUGAGAAACAAGAUCCAAGGAUCACAUGAGGCUGCAAGACGUGCUGCAUCUCUUCCCAUUUUGCUGUGCCAUGGACUUUGUGAUGAAGUGGUUCCUCAUACACAUGGAGAAAGGUCGAAUCAUGCUUUGAGCUUAGCUGGAUUUCAAAACCUAGCAUUUAAAUACUAUGACGGGCUUGGUCAUUAUACUGUGCCUAAAGAGAUGGAUGAGGUCUGCAAUUGGUUAAAUGCAAGACUUGGGCUAUAGAGGUUACUUUAACAUUGGAGAGCAAAAACUUGUAGAAGCUAAAUCUUUUAUCUGCAG
Olea europaea var. sylvestris is the source of this 1054-nucleotide messenger RNA. Its product is annotated as acyl-protein thioesterase 2-like. Bases 239 to 997 code for a protein of 252 amino acids. The transcript has 9 exons. Gene Ontology annotation, molecular function: hydrolase activity. The record is from RefSeq and is a predicted model, not a curated record. NCBI's taxonomy places the organism in Eukaryota, Viridiplantae, Streptophyta, Magnoliopsida, Lamiales, Oleaceae.